Molecule: messenger RNA, 1442 nt
Organism: Effrenium voratum
Lineage: Eukaryota; Dinophyceae; Suessiales; Symbiodiniaceae
Source: the annotation of a GenBank genome assembly
UUUUGGAUCAGAUAUUGCGAUAGCUUGCUUUGGCGCCUGAUGAUACGGAUGCACUGUGGCCAGGGCAUGAAAAGAAGCGGACUUUGAGAUGUCCAAACCCACCACGGAGGUCGACCUUUCGGGGUUCGGGCUGGAGCGCAUUCAACACAUUGGCCGUGGCCAAUAUGCGAGCGCGCAGCUGGUCAGGGAGACAGCCACCGGACAAACCUUCGUGGCCAAGUGCAUCUCUUUGGCCGCCUUGAACGAGCAUGACCAGGACUUGGCGCAUCAAGAGGUCUUCCUGCUGCAGACCCUGGGCCACCCCUACAUCGUGGCCUAUCGGGACAGCUUCCUCAUCGAGGGAGCAAACACUCUGGUGAUCGUCAUGGAGUAUUGUAGCGGCGGCGACGUGCGGAAGGCAAUCAAGGAGAAGGCAAAGCAAGGGGGUUAUUUCUCCGAGGAGCAGAUCAUGACCUGGUUCGUCCAGCUCUGUCAGGCCUUGCAGUACAUCCACUCGGAGAAGGUCUUGCACCGGGACCUGAAGACCUCCAACAUCUUUCUCUCCGAAGAUGGUUCCAUCAAGCUGGGCGACUUCGGCAUUUCGCGAGUGCUCGAGGGGACCACGGAGGCGGCAGUCACAAUCGUGGGCACGCCCUACUACAUGUCUCCAGAAGUUUGUCGCAGCGAGCCCUACAACUGGAAAUCCGACAUUUGGGCCUUGGGCUGCGUUCUCUACGAGUGUUGUAUGCUCAAGCACGCCUUCGAGUCCUCGUCCUUGAUGGGCUUGGUGUACAAGAUUGUCAGCGAUCAAUACGACCCGAUCCCUGACAUCUACUCGCCCGAUCUCAACGACUUGAUCAACCAGCUGUUGAAGAAGGAUGCCGAGCAUCGACCUUCAAUCAACGAGAUCUUUGCCAUUCCCUACGUGAAGGCAUACUUGGCCUUGCAGUCUGCGCCAGUGCCAGCACCAAGACACCCGGAGCCCAAGCGCAAGAGACGGACGCUGAGGCCCGGGGCGGCGCCUGCCGCUCCGCCGGCGCCCGGUGGCCCCGUGCCGCCGGACAUGCCGCAGGCGCCCCCGGGAGCCCCACCCGGGCCGCCGGGCCCGGGGCCCCCGCUACCCCGGGAUCCGCUGGGAAUGAGUGCCGUGGAACUCAGCUUUGCGGGCGCAGUGGGCUCGCCGGGUCCGGGGCCUCCUCUUCCCCCGGAUCCGCUGGGCGCGAGCGCCGUGGAGCUCAACUUCGACAAGUCCUUCGUCACCUGCUCCUCCAUGCUGCAAGGCAGCGGUGGGCCGCCAGGCUAGACGUGCCCUCGGCUUGCCUCCGAGGUUGAGCACACACAUUCUCGAUAGGACUCGCUUUGCUAGAUCAGUUUCACCGCAGCAGUAGAUGUUGCAGCCCUUGGACACGCGCAAAGCAACGGCGACGAAUUCAUGCAUGUACACGUGCAGCUUGAUGUGAGGU